AUGUCUCUCAAACACCGCAUAACCUCCCUCCCCCAAUCCCUCCGCCUAAAAGGCAACGAAUCAAAACACGAACAAACAGACGCAUGGAGCAACCGCGACUUGAUCCCCUUGCCCCCGGAACGUCGAACAUGGGGCUGGUUUAAUUUCUUCGGAUUUUGGUCCAUCGGAUCGUUGAAUCUGGCGAAUUGGCAGACGCCUAGCACGUUUUUAGCAAUGGGGCUCUCCGUCCCACAAUCCAUGCUCAUCAUAGUCGUCAGUCGCAUCCUGAUCGCUGGCUUCUCAACGCUGAUAGCGUGGGCGGGGCUAAAGUGGCAUAUUGGCUUCACAGUGCAGAACCGGUAUAGUUGGGGGUUGAGGGGAAGCUUCAUACCGCUUUUGCAAAGGAUCAUGUUGAAUUUUAUUUGGAAUGCAGUACAGUGUUGGAACGGCGGUCGUCUCGUCGCAGUGUGUCUGACAGCAAUUUGGCCCUCGUAUGCACGCAUGCGGAAUACUUUCAGCCCCAACUUCCCGACUACAACUGAGCAGUUCGUUGGCUUCGUCGUGUUCUGGUUCCUAUCCACACCCUUCCUGUGGCUGCGGCCGGAGAAAUUCAAGAUCCCUUUCCUCGUCGUGUGCACAUGGUGCAGUGUCGGCAUGCUGGCAUGGAUGAUCUGGGCCCUAGCCACCGCAAAGGGAGUAGGUCCAUUGUGGAGUUCCGGUCAAAAUGUACCGGCAGGCUCGGAAUGGAAUACCUCGUGGCUCAUCAUGUCGGGGAUUAAUCAGAGCAUCGGCGGUUUGGCGGCGGGAAUUACCAACGGAAGUGAUUUCUCGCGGUAUGCGCGUAGAAGAAGGUCCUACCUUUGGGGUACUUUUGGCAGCUGCUUGGUCACUGGUGUGCUAGUCUCACUCAUUGGCCUCGUUACUGCUGCUGCUGGGCAAAAGAUUUACGGGGAGGUAUAUUGGAACCCACCGGAUCUACUCAUGCGCAUCAUGGACAAUGGAAACGGGUCGUCGCGGUCCCGCGCAGGCGUCUUUUUCCUAUCUGCUGGCUUCGCUUUCACCGCCAUGUUUGAGAACAUCUGCGGUAAUGCCGUUGCGGGCGGCAUUGAUCUCGCUGGUUUGUUCCCCCGGUACAUCAACAUCCGGCGUGGCGCAAUCAUCACCUUUGUGGCUGCGUGGAUUGUUCAACCUUGGCAACUGAUCAAUCGCGCUACUACUUUCAUCGCGGUGCUGUCGUCGUUUUCGGUUUUCCUGGCUCCGAUCAUAGGCAUCAUGGCUUGCGACUAUUACAUCCUGAGGAAGAGAAGGAUCCGCCUGACGCAUUUGUAUCGAACAGAAAUGUCUGAGUACUACUUCACCAAAGGAUUCAACUGGCGGGCCAUACCGGCAUGGCUGUGUGGAUGGGCUCCUACGAUUGGAGGGCUGGUCGUGACGGUGAGGGGAGAUGCGAAGCCACCACGGGCUUUAGUGGAACUUUACUACAUGGCUUUCUUGAUUGGUUUCUUCAUCAGCGGUAUUUUGUUCUAUCUGCUGAACCUUUUCUUCCCCGUUACCGACAUGGGCCAGAUGGAUCCCAUCGAUGUAUACGGUACCUUUACCUUGGCUGAAGCAAGGAGAGUCGGUGUUACGCCACUAGAUGACAGCACGAUAGUCGGAGAAGUGCUCGCGAGAGGAUCAUCGGGUAACGAUUACAACUCCAAAGAAAAGGACGUGGAAGUAGGUGUGGCGGGCUGA
Bipolaris oryzae ATCC 44560 is the source of this 1713-nucleotide messenger RNA. RefSeq lists its product as uncharacterized. The transcript has 4 exons. The coding region runs from base 1 to 1713 and encodes 570 amino acids. Gene Ontology annotation, cellular component: plasma membrane. Lineage: Eukaryota; Fungi; Ascomycota; Dothideomycetes; Pleosporales; Pleosporaceae. Gene Ontology annotation, biological process: transmembrane transport; nucleobase transport. Gene Ontology annotation, molecular function: nucleobase transmembrane transporter activity. The record is from RefSeq and is a predicted model, not a curated record.